Brassica rapa (field mustard) is the source of this 5043-nucleotide messenger RNA. Its product is annotated as transcriptional regulatory protein AlgP. Gene Ontology annotation, biological process: sexual reproduction; lipid storage. Lineage: Eukaryota; Viridiplantae; Streptophyta; Magnoliopsida; Brassicales; Brassicaceae. The record is from RefSeq and is a predicted model, not a curated record. Gene Ontology annotation, cellular component: monolayer-surrounded lipid storage body; extracellular region; membrane.
GACAUUGUUUGUAAGUAAUGACAAUAAUAGACUAAUAAACCAAUUUUUUUCAGAAUUCUUCGUAAAGGAACAAUCCAAUAAAAAUCUACAUUUGAUUGCAACAAAUAAGCAUUUAAUUCUUUAUUUUAUUUGAUCAAAACAUUUCCUUAGUGUAAUAUUCAUUUUUUAAUAUGAUUCUACAGCUUGGCCAAAUUAUAAGGAUUACAUUUACUAAUCUAUCUUCAAACUCUGUUUAGUGACUAGGACAAUGCAUCAGAAAGAUUCUUUCCUUGCAUCAAAUAACUUUUGAAUAUAUGUAAAAAAAUAAAAAAUUUGAUCAAUGAACAUAUGUAAAUUAGUUUUCUGUAAAUGAGACCCGAAUCACACACAAAAAUUACUAUAAAUGUGUUUUUCUAGAAAUAUGAAAUUGGAAAAGUACUAAUAUUUUAGCAAUCAUGAAGUAUUUGAUAUUGCACUGUUACCUGAAUGAAAAUGAAUCUAACAUAUAAAGAAAACAGUGCUUAAAAGCUUCACAAUGGAUACAUUUUCAAAGAGGAAAGACAGCUCAAUCAAGUUGUUUUCCUGGUAGGCCUCUCCUGGUGGGGAAUGAUUUGAAGCAACUUGAUUUUUAGAUAUUUUUAUUAAUUUCGGAGGCUCCACAAGAUUAAACCUAAUCCACCCUCUUUUUCUUAUUUAUUAUAAAGAACAUAUAAUAUAAUUAAUUUGGAUGCCCUAUGUGCGUAUUUUGAUACUUUAUAUAUAAUGGCGCCACCAUCCAUUAUUGGUGAUUAUUGAUAAGUUUUUGUUUGGUUGUCACUGGCAUGCUAAUUAAUUGUAUCUUCAAAAUUGAAUAUGGUUAUCGCGUUCCUAAUACUUUAAGCUGUUUUGUGUACUUGUGUGGUGGUUCCUAGCAUAGUGAAUUCUUAAUCUUUUUUUUGGAGAGAGAUAUAUACCACAAUCAGUAAGUUAGUUAAUAGUUUGCAUAUAUAACAUGACAAUAAUACAAAUUUCGCGCCGAUGCAACUAAACGUUUCAAAUACCAUCACAUUCAUGCUGUUACGGAAUCAUUAUAAAUGUAGUCAUUUGUGUUGUAUGUUUUAAUGAGUGAAGAGAUAUCACUGAGAUUACCAGAUGAUUUUUUUUUUUGCUAAUAGAAGAGAUAUUCGAAAGUACUUUAUUUAUUUAUUUUUUUGCUAAUAGAUGAUUACCAUAGAUGAUUAUUUGCAAGUUAUAUUAUUUAACCAUGCGAAUUUGAAACUAAUCUUGUUUCGAUGAUUACCAUAGAUGAUUACUUGCUCAAUGCCGUAGACAGUCAAGUGAUAAACCUAUAAGUGAUGUCAAAAAAAAAAAAAUAUAAACCUAUAAGUUUAUCUGCAACUACCGAUCUCUGAAAUGCUUUUACAACUAUGUAAAUGAAGUCUAACACUACUUUACUGUUUGGCAUGUAUCUAUUUCCCCUUGUUAACUGGUUCCUUCACGUUUUUUAGAUGCUAUGUUAGGAAUUCGACAUUGGAAUGAAAUUAUUGUUUUGAACAACUGUAGAUUUGGACCAAAAUUCAUGAUAAUUUUUGGGACCUAUCAACUAGAAGACUCCAGUCCUAAUCUUCCAUAAAAUGAAUCACUGAAACAUUAAACCACAAUAUAUAUGAAUUAGUAUAUUAAUUUAUUGCAUUUUUUUUCUUAUUUUAAUUACGGAUAUUUAAGGGCAAAUAAACAUGAUGACACAAACAGAUUAAAACAAACUUGGCGUGACAUAACGUAGAUGUCCCUUUAGUACUGACUUCGUUUUCGCAUGGAAGCAUGAAUGUGUACCGUACCGUGCACGUAGACUUCUUCAUAAAACCCUCUUUCCACCAACAAACCCCAGUCACAAAUUCUCAGCUAUUGAGAUUUGAACAUUUCAUCCAAAAAAUGUUCUUUCAGAUUAUUCAGGGGGUUUUCACCGGCGUUGAGGCAUUAGCUCUCUUGGCAUUCGCUGGUAUAACCCUUGGCGGCUCAGCCGUGGGACUAGCUUUAAGCACGCCGCUUUUUAUUCUAUUCAGUCCGAUUCUCGUGCCAGCAACUAUAGCCACCACUUUGUUAACUACGGGUUUCACAACCUCCGGGGGCUUAGGAAUCGUGGCUCUCCGCAUCUUCUGGAAGCUCUUCAAGCGUCUUAGGAAGAAGGGGAAAGGAACGCCAAAAAUUCCGGGAUUGGCCCCGGGGGCUCCAGAUUCUAACUCAGUGUCUGGGGGAUAAACGGAGUAGGCUUUCGUAGUAUGAGAUAAUCUAUGGAGGAAUUUAAUGAGAAUUGAUGGGGUUCCUUAAAUAAAACCUAAAAUUAUCCAGUGUCUUUAACGUAAUACUGAUUACGCGCGGAUGAAACUAAUGUUUCAUAUACCAUUCUUCAAAUGUAUAUCGUGUUACGAAAUUAUAGUAAAUGUACUCGAUCGUGUUGUAUAUUUUAAAGAAUUAAGUGAUAUCACUGAGAUUACCAUAGAUGAUUAUAUUCAAGUUACAUUAUUGAUUCAAUGAAUUAUUCGACUUUGAAACUAAUGUUGCUUCUACCAUUUUGUUUUAAAAGAUAAACCUUAAAGUUCAUCAUUUGCAACUAUCGAUUUCUGAUUUUGUUUUCUGCAUGCUAUAUAACCUGACGAUACUCGUACCAUAAACAAAAAUUGAUUUUUAUUUGAUGUUAAGAGCUUCUCCGUUUAUUUGAAGUAACAUAAGCUGAUUCUUGUCACUGUUUAUCUUCAUUUAUAAUGUAAAAUAAAAUAUCAUGAUAAAACUAUACUAAAAUACCAAUAUUAUAUGGAUAAAUAUUUGAAAAAUCAUCUUCAUCAUGAGAUGCUCCAAAUUUUUUUUUUUGGUUUCAAAACUAAAAUUUGACAUGUAUUUGCCUCUUGGUAUCUAGCUCCAUCACCUUUAAUUUGUAGCUGUUAUGUUACAAAAAUACUACAUCGGAUAUGAAAUGCUUUUUACACCGUACUGGUUACAUUGUGACAAGCAUAUAUAGGUGUUGUUGUUCGGACGCAUGUAUAGUGAUUUCAUCGGCAGAUCGGCUCCACCAACAACGUUAAUCUUUCCAUCAUGUAAAAUAAAUAAAAGUAAUCAGAAUUAAGGAAAACUUAAUCAUGUAGUAGCUUGGUACGUAAUUGCGUGUGUCUAGUUAAUGAGAAAGCCUUCCUCCUCGCUUUAUUAUUUCAUAAUUUUGUUUGUUUGUUUAAACGCCAAUUCUAUUGCCAAAUCAGACUUUACAUACGAGUGUUUUAGACUUUUUAAUCUAUAUAGUUACAAAAUUUAUGCAAGAACUAACUAAAGAGAAGUUUUAAGAAGAAUGAUACGUAAUCUGUAAAUUUUAUGAACAAUUUGUUUUCAAGUCCUUCAGCCAAAUGGUUGAAGUGAGAAUUUGUAGCGGAGGCAGCUCUCGAGUCUCGAGUUCGACAUAAUAAGAAGCCUUUCUCGUAUAAUCUCGCGAACGGUAAGCUCUUACAAGAAAGAUAAAAUACCAAGAUCAUGACAACCCACACAAUAUAUGACGAAGCAGAUGUGGCGUGACGAAACAUAGAUCUCCAUUUACUCGCAUAAUUUUGCAUGGAAGCAUGAAUAUGUACGUGUACACAAACAUCUCACAAGUCCUUCAUAAAACCUUCUUUCUCCUAGCCAUCACCAAAACACAUCAAAACAAAUAAAUAGUACCCAUUCAAACCAAAUUUCAGAUUUAAUUCUAUAUCCAAAAAUGCUCUCUUCUCUCAUCCAAAUUUUUCAGGUUUUCCAAGUUACUAGUGCUGUCGUUGUAACAGCAGUCUUGUUCGCUUUGGCGGGCAUAACCCUAGCCGGCUCAGUCGUGGGAUUAAUCGUAGCCACACCUCUUUUCGUAAUAUUUAGUCCUGUUCUCGUACCAGCAACUAUAGCUUCCACUCUCUUAGCCACCAAUCUCUCGGCCGGUGCCUUAUUUGGAGUGACGGCGGCUGCUCUUAUAGUCUGGCUCUUUAAACAUAGAAUGGGAGUACACCCGAAGAAUAAUCCACCUCCAGCAGGAGCUCCACCCACAGAAGCAGAUAAACCAGCUGAAGGAACAACAGAAAAACCAAAAGAUAAUUCGACUGGAGGAGCAGCCGAUAAACCAGAAGAUAAACCAGUUGGAGGAGCAGCCGAUAAACCAGAAGGUAAACCGGAUGGAGGAGCAACAAAUAAGCCAGAAAGUAAACCAGCUGGAGGACCAUCAAAUAAACCAAAAGAUAAACCCGCUGGAGGACCAACGGAUAAACCAGAAAGUAAGCCAGCAGAUAAACCCGCUGGAGGACCAACAGAUAAGCCAGGAAGUAAACCGGUUGAUAAACCCGCUGGAGGACCAACAGAUAAGACAGAAAGUAAACUGGUUGGAGAGGCAUCAAAUAAACCAAAAGAUAAACCCGCUGGUGGAUCAACAGAUAUGCCAGAAGCUGGAGAGACAUCAAAUAAACCAAAAGAUAAAUCCGUUGGAGGACCAACAAAUAAGCCAGAAAGUAAACCAGCUGGAGAAACAUCACAUAAACCAAAAGAUAAACCCGCUGGUGGACCAACAGAUAAGCCAGAAAGUAAACCGGCUGGAGAAACAUCACAUAAACCAAAAGAUAAACUCGCUGGUGGACCAACAGAUAAGCCAGAAAGUAAACCAGCUGGAGAGGCAUCAAAUAAACCAAAAGAUAAACCCGCUGGUGGACCAACAGAUAAACUAGCUGGAGGAUCAGUAGAUAAACCAAAAGAUAAACCUGCUGGAGGACCAACAGAUAAACCAACAAAUAAACUGACUGGAGGGGCUGCAAAUAAACCGGCUGGAGAGGCAGCAAACAAACCGACUGGAAAACCGAAAAAUAAACCGGCUGGAGAGAAUAAACCACCGGGAUGGUAUAGGUGAAUGGAGUAGUAUGAAAUUAAAGUAUUGGGUUCCAUAAAUUAUUCCUAAUUUAUCCUACACUACAUGUUUCAUAAUCAUUUCUAUAAAUGUACGACUUGUUACAAAGAAAUGAUAAACAGUGUACAGAAUUUUCUUUGUAAAUUUAUUAAAUUGAUGUGGAUAUCAUUAUAACUGACGUUAGCGUA